Molecule: messenger RNA, 2007 nt
Organism: Ceratotherium simum simum (southern white rhinoceros)
Lineage: Eukaryota; Metazoa; Chordata; Mammalia; Perissodactyla; Rhinocerotidae
Source: RefSeq, a predicted model, not a curated record
AGCUCCCAGCCUGGAGCCUAAGCAUACACUGCAUUAAUCAGACUUGCUGGAAUGAUCACAUGGUUUUCUAGCUGCCUCCCCUGUUAGCUGCUGCUUUUCAGCAGCUGGCAGAGCUGGAGGCUGCAGGCCCCUGUCUGCAGAAAGCCUUUUACUUCAGAAUAUUGGGGGAGUGUGGAAACCCCACCUCUUUUUUCUGCACUUUGCACCAUCUAACUGACUAAAUGGUUGUCCUGCAAACCAAAAAGGCUACCAGACAAUCUAAGGAAAUUGUCUCUGACUAGGUCAUGUUUGCAUUUGAAGAAUUCAGUGAACAGAGUAUCUGCCAAGCCCGGGCUUCCGUGAUGGUCUACGAUGACACCAGUAAGAAAUGGGUACCAAUCAAACCUGGCCAGCAGGGAUUCAGCCGAAUCACCAUCUACCACAACACUGCCAGCAACACCUUCAGAGUGGUUGGAGUCAAGCUUCAGGAUCAGCAGGUUGUGAUCAAUUAUUCAAUCGUGAAAGGGCUGAAGUACAAUCAGGCAACACCAACCUUCCACCAGUGGCGAGACGCCCGCCAGGUCUACGGCUUAAACUUUGCAAGUAAGGAAGAGGCAACCACGUUCUCCAAUGCCAUGCUGUUUGCCCUGAACAUCAUGAAUUCCCAAGAAGGAGGCCCCUCCGCCCAGCGUCAGGUGCAGAAUGGCCCCUCUCCUGAUGAGAUGGACAUCCAGAGAAGACAAGUGAUGGAGCAGCAGCAGCGUCAGGAAUCUCUCGAGAGAAGAACCUCAGCCACAGGACCCAUCCUCCCACCAGGGCACCCCUCAUCUGCAGCCAGCGCCCCCCUCUCAUGUAGCGGGCCUCCACCCCCACCCCCACCCCCUGUCCCGCCUCCACCCACAGGGGCCACCCCCCCUCCCCCACCCCCACUGCCAGCCGGAGGAGCCCAGGGUACCAGCCACGACGAGAGCUCUGUGUCAGGACUGGCCGCUGCCCUGGCUGGGGCCAAGCUGAGAAGAGUCCAGCGGCCAGAAGAUGCAUCUGGAGGCUCCAGUCCCAGCGGGACCUCCAAGUCUGACGCCAACCGGGCGAGCAGCGGGGGUGGAGGAGGAGGCCUCAUGGAAGAAAUGAACAAACUGCUGGCCAAGAGGAGAAAAGCAGCCUCCCAAACAGACAAGCCGGCUGAUAAAAAGGAAGAUGAAAGCCAAACGGAAGAGCCGAGCACCUCUCCAUCUCCAGGGAGCCGAGCAGCCAGCCAGCCGCCUAACUCCUCAGAGGCUGGCCGGAAGCCCUGGGAGCGGAGCAACUCGGUGGAGAAACCCGUGUCCUCGUUACUGUCCAGAACCCCGUCUGUGGCAAAGAGCCCCGAAGCUAAGAGCCCCCUUCAGUCGCAGCCUCACUCUAGGAUGAAGCCGGCGGGGAGUGUGAAUGACAUGGCCCUAGAUGCCUUAGAUUUGGACCGGAUGAAACAGGAGAUCCUCGAGGAGGUGGUCCGAGAGCUUCACAAAGUAAAGGAGGAGAUCAUCGACGCCAUCAGGCAGGAGCUGAGUGGGAUCAGCACCUCGUAGUGCGCCUGGCCCCUGCCGCUGCCCGAGACGCCGGUCCACCUGACGGCGGGGGACAGCGAGGAACCCGGCCGGCCCCAGGCCUUCAGCACACACAAGCACGCACCGAAGCUAGGAUGUGCUUCGUUGAAAGAUCUUAACCUGUGAUAAAAUAUUAAAAUGAGGAAAAAAGUUUAAUUCCUGGAUUUUUUAGAUUCUACCUGACACAGAACACCAGGUCUACUUUUUUUGUAUUUUAUAUUUGCCUAUUUAAGUGUACAUUUCUUUUGGUUUAUAGAGAAGACACCCCCAAAUCACACUUCAUUAGAUGGUUUCCAGGUUUUCUCCUAGAUGACGCUGUUAGCACCUUGGCUGGCAGUGGCGAGCUGUCCACACACAGCUCCGUCCCCACAUCACAGUGUGAGGGUCUGUCCACGCCCCGCGGUGUCUGUGUCCACGUGGUAAUAAACGCUUACUGUCCACA